Molecule: messenger RNA, 4235 nt
Organism: Phalaenopsis equestris
Lineage: Eukaryota; Viridiplantae; Streptophyta; Magnoliopsida; Asparagales; Orchidaceae
Product: DEAD-box ATP-dependent RNA helicase 14-like
Exons: 8
Coding region: 333-3815 (1160 amino acids)
Cellular component (GO): nucleus; cytoplasm; ribonucleoprotein complex
Molecular function (GO): protein binding; RNA binding; RNA helicase activity
Source: RefSeq, a predicted model, not a curated record
AUAAAUUGCUUCCUUGCAGUCGACGGUUGCUCUCUGGCUCGUAGGAGGCGGAGUAAAGACUCCCCGUAACACGCGCCGCACGUGCCAGCGUUCUCCUGUUGCUCUCUCCAGCCACGGUGGGAAGAGCUGAGCCUAGGGUUUCUCCAAUGAAUCAUUCCGCGUGAACAAGGAAGAUAGGGAAGAAGGGUUUUGUUUCAAUUUUGCUUCCCAUCUCGCCCUAAUUCUUAUACUCUCCAGUUCUUUUGGAAUAGAGCUAACGCUGGAAUGGGCUUGACUUAUUAGUGUAGUUGUCUUCAGGACCACUGAUCCUGCACUACAACGGUGAGCUUGUUAUGGCUGCUGUUGAAGCUACUCAGGCAUCAGCAGGUCCUAGUUUCGCCCCAGAAGACCCAACUCUCCCAAAGCCUUGGAGGGGACUCAUUGAUGGAAGUACUGGCGUUUUAUAUUAUUGGAAUCCUGAAACAAAUGUUACCCAAUAUGAGAAGCCAGUUGGUUCAACACCUCCACUGCUUCCAGCUCUUCCUUCUUCAGUGCCACAGCUGAAUGCUGCUCAGAGCCAAUCUGCCCAAACUAUACCAUCAAAUGGGUCUUUUCCUCAACAACAUUCAGGGCAGCAAAAUUUUUCGCAGCCAUAUCAAUAUCAGCAGCAGAGUCAGCCUCAGGUACAAAUUCAACAAUCUGCUCAGCAGAUGCCGCACCAGCAAUUUCAGCAACCACCGUAUCAGCAGCAACCAAUGCAAAAUCAACAACCCAUGCAGGCUCUACAGCAGGCUUCCCCACAUUACUCACAGUUUCAGCAAUCCUCAUAUCAGCAAAUUCCAUACAUGCAAAGUCAAAUCAUGCCACGACCCCAAGGCCAAUUUCCAUAUCAUCCCGGGCAACAGCCACCAGCUUUUCAGUUUCCAUUCCAGCAAGGCCAGCAGUUACCAGGACCAAAAUUUCCCCAAGAUUCAACUGGGCAGCAACCUCUGGAGUCUCAAUCUGGUUAUCAACUGGGGCAACAGCUUCAAGGGCCCCAGGCUUCACUGCAGCAGAGCCAACCAUUGUCAGUUUCACCAAACACUCAUGAACAGGGACAGAACUCACAUAGUCAACAUACUGCACAAAAGCAGGGAAUGCAGUCGCAUGCUUCACAAUUCUUUAGACAACAGGAGACACUUCUACAAGGGCAGCAACCUUCAAAGCAGCAGUCGCAACAAAUUGGAUUUCCAGGAGUGGGGGAUCCCGGUCACCAAGAGACAAAGGUGGCAGGUCUCUCUCCAUCGAAGUUCGAGCAACCAGCUAAUUGUCAAUCACCAGGCUUACCUGUACAUGCCCAGAUACGGCAAUCUGGAGCUAAUGUUUUCCAACCACAGCUGCAACCUCAGCUUGGCGGCCCAGCCCUUAUUAACCACAAACAAGCUGGCAUGAGCCAAUCACAUCAGGUAACUUUGGAGUCUAGCCAUCAUCAAAUGCAAACCGGAAACUCCAUGUUUCCUAAUCAAUCGGGCCAACCGGUUCCUCAGCCUCCUAUGGGUUCAAAAAAUGGUUUUGAAGAAGACCAUCAUGAAAGAGGAGGAAGCGGCUUUUCUUCUUCCGGUAGGGCUGAGGCACCAAUGAUGCAUUCCGUACAGCCUAAACUCGCACCACUUCCAAUUGCACAAAAUAAACAGGAGAUGAGAUUGGGCGCGAUUCCUCCGAAGUUCCACUCUUCAGGUCAUGCUGGUGGUUCAAGCAUGCUACCAGGGCAUGCAAUGCCAAACAUGUAUAGUCAUUCUACCUUCCCAAAUUCAAGUCCAGUGAGACCACCUCCAAGAAUGGUCGGAGCUCCAGAUUCUCCAAAUGUUUCGGUUGAUGCAUAUCGCCAGCGACAUGAAGUUACAGCAAUGGGGGACAAUAUUCCUGCCCCAUUUAUGACAUUUGAAGCCACUGGAUUCCCUGCAGAGGUUCUGAGAGAGAUACAUGCUGCUGGUUUCUUGUAUCCCACACCGAUACAAGCACAAACUUGGCCCGUUGCAUUGCAGAAUAGAGACAUAGUGGCUAUUGCCAAAACUGGUUCUGGAAAGACGCUUGGCUAUGUUAUUCCUGCGAUAAUCCAUCUUAGUAGAUGCCGGAACAAUCCCCAACUUGGUCCUACAGUGUUGAUAUUGGCUCCAACUCGUGAGCUCGCAACACAGAUACAAGAAGAAACUAUGAAAUUUGGUAGAUCUUCACGAAUUUCUUGCACAUGCCUCUAUGGCGGUGCCCCGAAGGGCCCUCAGUUGAAGGACAUUGAGCGUGGCGUGGAUAUUGUUGUGGCAACACCUGGUCGGCUUAAUGACAUUUUUGAAAUGGGGAAGAUCAACUUUCGGCAGAUAUCAUUUCUUGUGCUUGAUGAAGCAGAUAGAAUGCUUGACAUGGGUUUUGAAUAUCAGAUCCGUAAGAUAGUUAAUGAGAUACCUCAUCGAAGACAGACUCUGAUGUAUACUGCUACUUGGCCUAUGGAAGUACGGAAGAUAGCUGGUGAUCUGCUUUUGAAUGCUGUGCAGGUUAACAUUGGCAGCGUUGAUGAGCUUGUUGCCAACAAGGCCAUCACACAGUAUGUGGAAGUGGUGUCACAAAUGGAUAAGCAGAGAAGACUCGAACAAAUUCUGAGAAGCCAGGAACGCGGAUCUAAGGUCAUCAUCUUUUGCUCCACUAAAAAGCUCUGUGACCAGCUUGCCCGCAACAUAGGCCGCCCCUUCGGUGCUAUUGCCAUUCAUGGAGACAAGUCUCAGCAAGAAAGGGAUCAUGUUUUAAACCAAUUUCGGACCGGAAAAUUCCCAAUUCUUGUUGCGACAGAUGUUGCUGCCCGUGGACUCGACAUUAAAGAUAUCAGGGUAGUAAUCAAUUAUGAUUUCCCAACUGGGAUUGAGGAUUAUGUUCACCGCAUAGGACGAACUGGUAGGGCUGGUGCCACCGGAGUAUCAUAUACCUUCUUAACCGAUCAAGAUUGGAAACACGCACCCGAACUAGUGAAGCUACUCGAAGGUGCAAACCAAGGCGUUCCGCCGGAGAUUCGGGAAAUGGCUGCUCGUUCUGGCCCCCCUCCCCAAAGGUUUCCCCCUCAUGGUGGAAUGAACAACCGUUGGGAUUCUAGCGGUAGCAAUGGUGGUAUUCGUAUGGAUCAUAGUGGUGGUCGAGGCAUGAGGGAAUUCAAUCGCGGGGGUGGCGGCAGUGGUCGGGGAUUUGGUGGACGUGGUGGUCGGGGUGACUUCUUUGUUGAUGGGCGUGGGGGGAAUAGGGGUCGUGGGUUUAGCAGGGGAGGUCGUGGCGGAAGGCUUGAUCGAGGUGGUCCACGUGAUCGUUUCCAAAACUCCGAUGGUCGUGGUCAUUAUGAAGGUGGAAGGGGGAGGGGGGGAUAUGGGGACAGGAUCAGAGAUCGAAGUUUCAGUCGUAGCCCUGAGAAAACUCGUGCAUGGAGAUACAACCGGAGUAGGAGCUCCAGCCGCAGUCGCAGUCGCAGUCGCAGUCGUAGCUGGAGUAGGAGCAGAAGCAGGAGUUGGUCUCCAAGAAGCCAUAGUCGGAGUAGGAGCCCUAGUCCUAGCAGGAGCUAUGAUAGAUAUGACCAGCCGCCGCGGGGCCGCCGUCGGGUAUCUGGAUUUGAUGUUCAAGUUGCUAGCGGGGUUGGACUUCAGGAGCAAGAGGCUGCAAAUCGAGUCUCAGGAUUCGAUGCUCCACCCUCCUCUACCCCGGCAGCUGGUAAUAUAUAUCCCGAGUCAAAGCCUGGAUUUAAUCCACCUUUUGCAGGUCAGAUGCCACCAAUGUCCCCCGGACAUGGCAACGGGACUUUCACAGGAGCUGAGAUUGGCAAUUAGCUGACAGGGAAUAAGCAGCCACCUUGAAGCUUGUGGUAUGUGAUGUGUUUGAAUGAUUUAGGUUAUAUAAUGCUCUGCUUAAUCUGUAUGGCCAUUGAUGAAACUGAGAAUUAUAUAAUUACUCUGUUUUGAAUGGGUUUAACUUCUACAAGAAUGGAGGACUACCAAAGUUUGGGGACACAAACGGCAGGUCUGAAAAUUUUAAUUUGGCGCUGGCUCAGGUUUCACUUUCCAUUCAUACAUUUUGUUUUAGAUGUAUUGUUUCUUCUUCUUCUUUUUUUUUUUUUUUCUUAAUUUUAAUUUUGAUAUUAAGUUGAUAUAAUGGAAUCCUGAGGAUGGAGCUGUUAGAGUGUUAAGUUUUUAAAUAUUGUAUGAUUAUUACUCUUAUAAACUUGAUUUUUAGUGACAAAUUUAAGUUAA